Molecule: messenger RNA, 1740 nt
Organism: Lactuca virosa
Lineage: Eukaryota; Viridiplantae; Streptophyta; Magnoliopsida; Asterales; Asteraceae
Source: the annotation of a GenBank genome assembly
AUGUGGAUGCUAACCAGAUCCGAAAAGGUAUCCAAUCAGUUUCGGGCCAUUUAUCGAUCCAUUACUGUAGUUCUUGAUGUGCUGCCGUUAGAUUCAAUUCAUGUCUCAGUUGAAUUGAAAGAACUAAUGGGUUUAGUAAAGAAUCAAGCCUUGAGUUCAAAACUUGGGUUUCGACCCGAAGAUCAAAGAGUCUUGGAGCAUUUGACAUCCAUUUUGGACCAGUUGGAGCAUGAAAUGGUUCCGGAUCGUAACAAUCUGAAACGGGUUCUUGAUUAUUUGGGUAUUUCGAGCUGGACUGAAUGCAACAAAGAAAUCAAGUUCUUGGAUUCGGAAAUUGGGUCGGAAAGAUCCACCACCAAGAAAUCGGAUCUUGGUAUCCUCAGUAGUUUGAUGGGGCUCAUGAUUUACAGCCGUUGCACGGUUUUCACCACCAUCGACAUAGAGAGAUUCACUAUUUCCGGCGAAACUCACGAAAGCACUUCCAGUCAUUUGAAUAAAUCAUUGAACGUUGAUGAUUUCCGAUGUCCUAUUUCUCUAGAGAUCAUGUCAGAUCCGGUGACUUUAACAACCGGGCACACAUACGAUCGAUCAUCCAUUGAGAAAUGGUUCCGGUCAGGCAAUUUAACCUGCCCAAAAACCGGCGAGAAGGUAAAUAGUAGCAAUUUGGUUUCAAAUUUGUGUAUAAGAAGUAUCAUCAAGCAAUAUUGUCACGAAAACGGGAUUCCGGUGACCGAGUCUGUUGAUGGCAACCGCAAUCGGGACACUACUAAUACAGACACCGGUGGCAGUGUGGCGGCAGAGGCGGCCAUAAAGAUGGCAGUUGAAUAUUUGAUCGAUCGCUUAGUGUUUGGCACCAAUGAGGUUAAACACAAAGCUACUUACGAGAUCCGAAUGCUUAGUAAAACAAGCGUUUUUAAUCGGGCUUGUUUGGUUGAAUCCGGUGUGGUUCCGAGUUUAUUGGAUUUGCUCUGUGUUAAGAACCCUAAGAUUCAAGAAAACGCGAUUGCAGCAUUAUUGAAUCUCUCAAAGUACUCAAAAACAAAGAAAGUACUUGUCGAAAACGGAGGGUUAGAACUAAUUCUCGAGGUGGCACAAAAUGGGUUAAGAAUGGAAGCCCGACAACACGCCGCAGGUACUUUGUUUUAUCUUGCUUCUGUAGACGAGUAUCGGGACAUCAUCGGGAAAAUCCCGAGAUCGAUCCCGGUUCUAAUGGAACUAGUCCUAGAAGGGACGAAUCGAUGCAAAAAGAACGCACUUGUGGCGAUUUUCGGGCUACUGAUGUACCCCGAAAAUCAUUGGAAAGCACUAGCAGCGGGAAUAGUCCCGCUGCUAGUUGAUCUAUUAAGAUCUCCGUGUCAACACGAAGAUCUGAUAAUAGAUUCUCUUGCAAUUUUAGCCACUUUGGCUGAAAAAUCCGAUGGGACAAUGGCGAUUUUGAGUUGUGGAGCUCUUCAUGUUAUCCUUGAUGUUGUAGCUUCUACAUCAUCAAGGGCAGCAAGACAGCAUUGUGUUACAUUGUUGCUUGCAAUGUGCACAAAUGGUGGGGGAGACGUGGUUCGCGUUUUAGUAUCGAACUCGACUCUAAUGGGACCUUUAUAUUCCCUCCUCACCGGUGGUUCUCGUGCUAGUAAGAAAGCAAGUUCGUUGAUCAGAAUUUUACAUGACUUCAAUGAAAAGAAUGCUUCUUCAGGCACUAGACAUCCUAUUCGCUUCCAAGAACAGUUUAUAAAUGUUUGGUAG